GUCACCACCCUUAGCCAGACUUCUUUUCCGAGCAUGAUGAUUGAGCGUUCCUUGUCACCGUAGAAUUCUAGCUUUGAUAGAAAUCCCUUCCGACCCAUCUUUACAUAGACACCGUUGUCUUAUCUCUGUUAUUUCAGAUUUCUCCAAAUGGCGGCCUCGGUCACAUCCAGUCCGAAGAUACCCUCUUCUUCGUCUUCUUCCUCUCCCGACACGCAUCGUUCACGACCUGAACCUCAGUCUCAACCUACACCUCAACCUCAACCUCAACCGCAACCACAGUCUCGAUCACGAAAACAGUCGCAGUCGCAGUCGCAAUCGUAUUCGGAACCGCAGCCGCAGCCGCAGUCGCAACAACAACAACCAGAGCCGGAAAAACCACAAGCCGAUGGAAAAUCGUAUUAUGGCUACCUAUUCAAGGAGGACAAGUCGCCAACCGACAAGUUAGAUGGCCUUCUCCGUGCUCUUGGACAAUAUAUUAUCGACCAUAUCGGCGACACAAACGACAAGCAAUUAAAUCCGCGGAAACUUGCCGCUUUCUACCAUGCCGUAGGUGGUGAUUACGAUUCGCUCUUUCUUAAAUCCCCAGAUAGGACGAUAUCAUACAUAUGGCAGGCCUUAGGCGUUCAACACGCUCUUCAGCCCAUUCCAGACAAUGAUUAUGCUCCACCAUCCGUGCCUGCCCUGACAUUGCGGGGAUUUGUGAGAUGGCAGUCUCUCCAAAUUCUUCUCGGACCUGAAGAACAUGUUCCCUACCUACAACAUGCUGUUGCAAACUGGAGUUUGAAGGAUCCUUAUACAGGCGAUGCUUUCCCGGUUGAUUUGCCAGCCUCAGCCUUCCCCUCCAUGUGUGACCAAGCCGUUGAUGAAUGGCAUAGGGCUUGCGGACAAAAGCUUCGAGAGGCUGCUACGCCCCUUGACGAAGAGGAGCAGCCACGACGACGCCACAGUUCUGAAACUCGCAUCCCCUCUACAUCUAAUCACCAAGCUCGUGGUGUGCCGACUGGAGGUGCGCCCCAUCAUCGACCUGAGUCUGACUAUUUUCGGCGCAGGCGGCCUAUGUCGUACGUCCACGUAUCGGAACACCGGUAUCCUCCACACGCUGGCCAUACUAGCGUACCGGAGGCCAACCGCAGGGCGGGUAGUAGUAGCGGGAGUUCGUUAGAAGAUCUUCCAAGGAGAGGUCGACGACCUUCGGAGAUUAAAGUCCCACCCGUUUUUGUGAGGGAAGAUACGCGGACAUCCACACACUUAGACCCCCCUCGUCCACCUAACGUUCGCCGCCAUAGCCACAGUUAUCAGUCACCUUAUGUCGCCUCAAUUCACGAUUCAGACUCAGAUUCAGAUACGCUGCGACCCUCCCCACGUCAUAAUAGUUCCGCACCUCAACCACCUCCAGGUAUUCGCCGUGUGCCCGUGCCAGCUCCCAUACCGGCCACAGCUGCGAAUCGAGUCCGUCGCAGUGACAUUCGAACUGAAGACCCCAGGCGCAUCAGCCUACCUGCCGAGCUCAAGCAGAAGUUCACGUCAUUCUUGAUGUCUUCAUCUGGUCGACAGCGGAGCAAUUCCAGAGAGCCUGGUCCCACUCCACAUUCCAGUGUACGAUAUCGGAAGGAAGUGCCACGGACCCGCCUGAGUCGCAGUCUAUCCGGUGAUUCCUACACAAGCGAAGGAUCGUUACCAGAAAUGGCCUCAAAAUAUUCACCGCGUGAUAGUCAUGAACACAACCGUGCACGGGAACAUGUAAUAGAGCGCGAACGCGAACGUGAACGAGAUCAUGAGCUUGACCGAGAACGGGAGCGUGAGAGAGCACAGUGGGAAGAGAUGGAAAGACAGGCUCGUAGAGAGAAGGCUUAUCUACGCCCAACGAUCAACAGGAGAACAAGUAGCCAUGCAGAUGUUGAUCGUCGACGACAAGACGUGGUAUGGGAUGCGAGAGAUCGACGAAGAGAAAGUAGGGACCUAGAGAGAGAAGUCCGACGAAAUUUGACGUCUGAUGAAAUGGACAGACGAGACCGUCGAAGAUACCAGGACCGCGACCCAAAUCCAGUUAUGACCGGCGUUGGCGGCAGAAGAUACCCCCGUUGAAAAGAUAUUUAGAUAUGCGAUUCUCGAUGGGUUUUACGCAU
This is a messenger RNA of Xylaria bambusicola, 2126 nucleotides long. RefSeq lists its product as uncharacterized. The record is from RefSeq and is a predicted model, not a curated record. Bases 148 to 2085 code for a protein of 645 amino acids. The transcript is spliced from 2 exons. Lineage: Eukaryota; Fungi; Ascomycota; Sordariomycetes; Xylariales; Xylariaceae.